Molecule: messenger RNA, 273 nt
Organism: Aureobasidium melanogenum CBS 110374
Lineage: Eukaryota; Fungi; Ascomycota; Dothideomycetes; Dothideales; Saccotheciaceae
Exons: 1
Molecular function (GO): protein binding
Source: RefSeq, a predicted model, not a curated record
CGAGUAGCCGCUGCCUAUGGAGACAAUAAAAUCGUCCUCAAGCUUCUAGAUUACAAAGCUGAUGUCAACUCAGUUGGCAAUCCCAUCGGCAGUGCUCUCAGUUCUGCAUGCUAUUGGGGUCACGAAGAGGUUGUCCGAACGCUUCUCAACAAGGGUGCCAAUAUGUGCCAAAUAUCUGAUCCCCGGCGACUCUCAAACGAUGGAUACGAGACUGCUCUGGACGCUGCUUGCCAUCAUGGGCAUGAAGCAAUCCUUCGUUUGCUUCUUCAACAU